This is a messenger RNA of Coniophora puteana RWD-64-598 SS2, 2210 nucleotides long. RefSeq names its product galactose oxidase. The transcript has 7 exons. Gene Ontology annotation, biological process: cell redox homeostasis. Gene Ontology annotation, cellular component: mitochondrion; cytosol. The record is from RefSeq and is a predicted model, not a curated record. Bases 115 to 2145 code for a protein of 676 amino acids. Gene Ontology annotation, molecular function: protein binding. Lineage: Eukaryota; Fungi; Basidiomycota; Agaricomycetes; Boletales; Coniophoraceae.
GUCUACUGCAUCCCUGUUUAUCCCAAUCUCCUCCCUCGCUCGAGCCUAGGGUUGCGCCCCUUCUAAUACAACCCUUCCUGCUUGAACGGUGACGAAAGUGCUGUAGCACUCAACAUGCACUCAAUAUCCGACCUUACAACGUUCUGUCGUAAGACGACGGGGGACGUACCACCGAAGCUUGUCGGUGCUUCGACAACUGUGACAGGCUCCAAAGUAUUUCUCUUUGGAGGACGACUGGUCACGGAAAGGCGGAUGGUCUCAGAUCUCUUCGUCUUCGACCUCGAAACUUUCGUUUGGGAACGCAUACAACCCCACCCAGAGGAUGACGAGCCGGAGGCGCGAUACUUUCACAGCACGGAGACAUGGAACAACCAGCUCAUUGUCUUCGGAGGGAUGGGCCAUAUGCCAGACUCUGACAACCCCGAAGACCUCCGCGUUCUCAAUGACGUCCGUUUCUUCGACCUUGCAUCGAUGCGUUGGCUUUCCUCUUCGUAUUCGAGCGUCAGUUAUGCGGACCCCAACACAGAGGCACUCAUCCCCAAACCUCGCUACGCCCAUUUGUCGUCCAUCACUGCGAACCGCCUCUUCAUCAUUGGUGGGCAGGAUCUUUCAAACAUAUGGCUUGACGACGUCCACGUGUAUGAUCUCGUCCAAAAAGUGUGGGUGCAGCGUCGCAAUUUCCCUCACCACUGCGGCACAUAUCGAAGUGUCGCUGUUUCAGCUGCUCAGCGUGUCCGUCUACCACAAGAAGAACAUCGUGCAGCGGAGACCAACUCCACGCUCGGGCCGCCCGGAACGCGCUUCAAAUCCGACAAAUCCUCCCCAACAUCCUCAAAGGAAUUUACUCCUUCCGAAUCUUUAGUCCAUGUACCCUACUCCGCCCCUCCAACCGACGACUAUCCCAACGAUAUUUACUUGUACAGUAACUUCAACUUUACAGAUGUAAAACGCGAGCUUGAAGUUUUUUCACCACUCCCUGACUCAGAUUUUACGAUUACCGGACGCUCGAAUGCAAUGUCUGGGACAUCAUUCCCGCCUGGCCUCCGGUUUCCUUCGGGUGCUAUCCUGGGCACCCACCUUAUCAUUGCUGGCACUUAUCUCGCUCACACAUACCAGUCAUAUUCAAUAUGGGCGCUUGACCUCACUAGCAUGGUCUGGUCACGCAUCGAUCCCGGCAGUGCCGUAGCGACCGGCUCCUGGUUCAGAGCGUGUUUAUGGGCAGAAGCCAACAAGUUCCUUAUCUUCGGAAACCGUAACGGGAAUCUCGUUGAAGACUACAAUCGACGGCUACUGAGCUGGGAUCACGUUUCCGUUAUUGAUCUGGAGGCUUUCGGGAUUUACCAGCCGCCAUCAUUGCUUCUGGAUAUCCCGAUGCAAGAGUACGGGCUUUCGGCGUUGGAAGAGGAGGUAUUGGCCGACUUUGAGAUUAUCUGCGACGACGGGCGCAAAAUCAAAUGCUCAAGGAAGACAUUGGAGGACCGAUGGCCAUGGUUCAAAGAGCAGAGGAUCAAGUUCUUGCAACGAGCCAAGCAGGCCAUUGAGAUUAUGCCGACCUCAUCCAUGGACGUUGGCCUGCCUGAUCUACCUGGCGCUCCGGAUUCGACUGAGCCAAGACCAGAUCCACGAUUGACUCCGAGGGCCUUCAACUUAUCUGAGCCUUACCCCAUCACCCUUGCCCUCCUGCAAUACUUUUACUCUCUGGCGCUCAUUACUCCCUUACAACAUGCACCCGCUGUGUUGAGUCAGCUCUUGAUUUUGUCGAGUAUAUAUCAGAUCACGCAUCUCGAAUCGCUGGUGAAGCAUGCGAUGCACCGCGCACUGUCCAAUUCCACGUCGGUCGGUGUAUACGAAGUCGCGACACUUUGUAGUUGCCGAAGUCUCCAGAUAAGGGCUCUCAAAACUGUCAUGUCAUAUAGUCAGAAACGGAGUGGCCGUUCCCGCGCAGGUAGCAAGAGCGGUGGCGGCGGAGGGAGUGGUCGUGACCGCAGUGACAGUGAGCUGCCAGGUCGCGGAUCCGAUGGAGACGCGGCAUCAUCGACGGGACGUUCGCGUGGGACGUCGGACGCCAAAUUUCCUGGCUCCCUUGACCAAACGUCCAGCUCAGGCCCAACCACUAGAGGCUAUGCGGCCAAUUCCAGUAAGUAGUUUACACAUCACACACGCCAGAGCAACGUCGUGGGUAAAAUAGAAUUCUAAUUCGAUGAUUUUUG